CAGCUCCUGUGUGAAGCAGUUGAACCCGGACGGUUAGCCGUGUAGGGACGUUAGCAGACGGCUAUAUUAUAAAGUGUCGGAACCGGAGCUAGCUUAGCUUUAGCCAGCAGCAUGGGGGAAGAAAUGGGGAAGAACACGUCAGUAAAGACCAGUGUGAAGGCGGACAAUGACAGCCACGUACCUCAGGAGGACGGUGACGUGACAUAUUACACGUGUGAGGAGGUUCAAGCUCACAAUGCGAGCAACGGCGCGUGGCUCAUUAUCCAUGACAAAGUUUAUGAUAUUACGAGUUUUCUCGAAGAGCAUCCUGGAGGUGAAGAAGUGCUCCUGGAGCAGGCAGGUUCAGACGCUACAGAGUGCUUCGAGGACGUCGGCCAUUCCACAGACGCCAGAGAGAUGCUUCAGCAGUACUACAUCGGAGAGCUGCACGAGGAUGACAGAAAGAAAGCGACCAAUAAGGAUGUUUAUAUCACAACCUCAAAAGAGUCCAGUUCAUGGAGCACCUGGCUGAUUCCUGCUGUGGCGGUGGCUCUUGUAGGCUUUAUGUACCGUUAUUACAUGUUAGAGCACAAAUCAUCUUGAGCACUCAGCAGCUCCUGGAUUCCCAAAAUCAUCUCAGCACACUGCUGAAUGGUAGAAGAUAUCACACCAGUUCCUGAUCUGGUUUUGGAUGAGGAUCCAGGACCAGUGCAACAUGUCUCUCUCUUACAUCCAGAGGCCUUGGACUCUCUCUCUCUCUCUCUCUCUCUCUCUCUCUCUCUCUCUCUCUCUCUCUCUCUCUCUCUCUCUCUCUCCACCCCCCCUACACACACACACACACACACACGUUUGCUCCAGGCACUGCCCAUCUCUUGCCAUUGACUUUACCAGGACCAUGAGGGAUCACAGAAUUACAUGUUCUUGUCUUGUCUUUUUUUUUUCUUUCUUUCUUUUUGUUGUUUUUUUUUUUAAAUCUAUCUUUCUAUCUAGAUAAGACUUUAUAUUAUCUGUGUAUUAGGAGAAGGAUUAAUACAGGAUGAGGUUAGAACCAAGCAUCGUUUUUGAACGACUCCUUUUCAGAUUCACUGCCUUGAUAUUUCAGCACUGAAUAGGAACGUGUUGCACGUGGAGGUGUGUGUGUGUGUGUGUGUGUGUGUGUGUGUGUGUGUGUGUGUGUGUGCGCGCGCCACCUUCUGUUCCUCAUUUUCAUCCUCUUUUUGCUCUGAUUGAAUGUGUUGUUUUAUUCAGAGGGAUUUCAGGAUCAUCCCUGAACUGGUUACACAAUACAGCUUCAGUAAAAAAAAACUUUAAUAUUAAAAUACUACUUUAUAUAUUAUAAUAAAACUUUUAAUAUUCCCUUAACAAUGUCCAAUUAUUUACUGCAUUAGUGAGCUGACGUUAUUUAACCCUUCUGCCUUCUGCUUCAUCACUUUAUGAUCAAUAAAAAUGAUCCUUAUUUGUACGCAGCCUUUUAUAUCGGUUUGUUUUCCCCUCGAGCACAAAAGCGACUACAGAAGUGUGUGUGUAGUUUUAUUUUACUAACAGAUAAAUCAGUUGGGGGGUCACGGUGGCUUAGUGGUUAGCACGUUCGCCUCACACCUCCAGGGUUGGGGGUUCGAUUCCCGCCUCUACCUUGUGUGUGUGGAGUUUGCAUGUUCUCCCCGUGCCUCGGGGGUUUCCUCCGGGUACUCCGGUUUCCUCCCCCGGUCCAAAGACAUGCAUGGUAGGUUGAUUGGCAUCUCUGGAAAAUUGUCCGUAGUGUGUGAGUGAAUGAGAGUGUGUGUGUGUGUGUGUGUGCCCUGUGAUGGGUUGGCACUCCGUCCAGGGUGUAUCCUGCCUUGAUGCCCGAUGACGCCUGAGAUAGGCACAGGCUCCCCGUGACCCGAGGUAGUUCAGAUAAGUGGUAGAAGAUGAAUGGAUGAAUGAAUCAGUUGUUUGAGAGUUCAGUCUUCAAAAUUUUCUCCUCUGCUAUAAAGGCACGAUUUAAACAAUUCUACAUUAGAGUUGUAUCGGUCGAGAUCAAAACUCGGUCAAAAGUGCACCUUGAUCUAAUUUAUCGCAAUAUCAUUAUUUUAUCAUCAGAUCGUCGACCCUGAGACUGAACAUCUGAACAUCUACUGAACAUCUGCAUCGAGUGACAAACGCUCGUAUUAUUUAAUAGAUGUUUAAGAAGUCGUUUAAUCAGCACCUGCGUUACUCAGAAUCAGACCUUCAGGCGUCUCAAAGGUCUCCGUGUUUAAUCAGCUUCCGGCUUCCUUUAGAAAUCCUUCUCUAAAUUACGUCUCCUUAAUUCGAUUUAACCCUUUCAUCAAAGACGUCAUGACGUAUAAUAUCGCGUAAACAUCGAAUAUUAAAACAAGAAGCUCAGAGAGGCGCGUCAGCGUGACCCCUGUACGUUAACGAGCGUUAAGAGUUAAUGAACGUUAAUAAACUAAUGCAGUACCUUGUUUUAAGUGAACCUUUGUGUAAAGUGUUCAUUUAACUCACGCUGGACACGAACCGACCCUGGUUUAAACGUUGGCUAAUAAAUGAUGAUGUUUGUUCCAUUCCUGACUGUAAAUACAACCACAAAUUUGAAUAGAUUUGCAUACAUUAGCAUAAUCACCUGGUUCCGUGUCGUGAAAUGUUUAGUCUCACGACGAACCACACGGACUCGUUAACGGAUUUAUUUUUACUCUGAAAGACGGAAAAGACGUUCGAUAGCGAACAUGUCGAAAAUUUAGAUUUAGAUUUUUAAAAAUACAGAUAAACUUAAUGAUUAAUUCACGAGUGUGUGAAUGUUAAUGCUAAAUCGUCGAAGUUCCUCGUUAAUGUGAGAACACUUCAUUAUUUCUCUCUCUUUUAUUCCUUACAAAUUUCUAUUGUAAAAGGUCUGAUGUUUCUACGUGGACUGCGUGUGAAGGUGUGAUGAGGUUAACACUCGACCCAAUAGGUUUAUUUGUUUGUUUAUUCGUACAUCUGUUAAACAGAUAUGUAAGAGUAUUUUAAUGAGCAUUUUAAUACUUGAACUGUCCAGCAGAACAUACAGUUUCCAUUCAUGUGUUGAAUAUUCUAUGCAUUUUUGUGUGUGUGUGUUUGUUUUUUUUUCUCUCCGCACUUGUAGUCCUUAUCUCCACCUCCUCUUUCAUGUAACCCGUGCAGCAGACCUGCAGUUCCUCCUCGUGCAAAACUCACGUGUCUGUUAAAUGUUUAUUCCACUUUAUGUUGUGAAUCGGUGCGUUUGCACAACGUGAACCUCGCUUUACAUCCAGUGUGGUGUUUGUUGGGAGUAAAAUGAGAUCGAACCAGUUUGUAAUCACUGUUGUGGUGUAAUUUAUGCUCAGAUUAUAGACUAUUAAAAAAUACAUUCCCACCUGA
Messenger RNA from Tachysurus vachellii, 3336 nucleotides. Its product is annotated as cytochrome b5. The coding region runs from base 112 to 582 and encodes 156 amino acids. The transcript is spliced from 5 exons. The record is from RefSeq and is a predicted model, not a curated record. NCBI's taxonomy places the organism in Eukaryota, Metazoa, Chordata, Actinopteri, Siluriformes, Bagridae. Gene Ontology annotation, cellular component: membrane; intracellular membrane-bounded organelle. Gene Ontology annotation, molecular function: heme binding.